Molecule: messenger RNA, 528 nt
Organism: Phytophthora sojae
Lineage: Eukaryota; Oomycota; Peronosporomycetes; Peronosporales; Peronosporaceae
Exons: 1
Coding region: 1-528 (175 amino acids)
Source: RefSeq, a predicted model, not a curated record
AUGGCUGCAUUGAAUGCAACCGGUACCGAGUCGAAAAGCGUAGCGAAGGAAGCUCUAGCCAUCCGCGGACUGGCACUUAUCGCCCCGGCUGGUUGUGUCCCGCAUCAAAGUCUCCACUUGGGCGCCAUAUCACUGAUGCUGAAGCUGUUGAAGUCGGGGAACUCGUGGGCAGUGAGCGCAGCAACACACGUCACCAAGUUCGUGUACACCAAAGUACUGCGCUUUCCAAGCAGCGACUCGUCCGCCGAUCCGUUCGUGUCGGCUGUGGUUCGAGCGGGCACAACCAAUUUCGACUUGAUCCGUGACCAGGCCAAGCUGCUAGAAAGACUCCGACUGCCGACGUUCAUUGCGUGGGCCAAGGACGACGAGCACAUCCAGCCAGAGAUCCCGACAGAAUUGUGCAAGCUGUGCUCUGUUGGCCCACGACUUGAGUUCUCAGGCCACAACCUGCAAAAGACUCGAGCGGACCAAAUAGCGACCGCCAUGACCAAGUGGAUCGACGAUGUCAUAACCAAAACCUCAGUUUAG